GCAUACUUCCGACAGGGUGUGGCCCUUCAGUAUCUCGGACGUCAUGCGGAUGCGCUGGCAGCGUUUGCAUCGGGACUGGCUCAGGAUCCCAAGAGUCUUCAGCUUCUGGUUGGCAUGGUCGAGGCCGCCAUGAAGUCCCCCAUGCGAGAGUCCCUGGAGCCCACCUACCAACAACUGCAGAAGAUGAAGCUGGACAAGAGCCCCUUUGUGGUGGUGUCUGUGAUCGGCCAGGAACUUCUGACCGCGGGCCACCAUGGGGCCUCCGUGGUGGUGCUCGAGGCUGCCCUGAAGAUCGGCACUUGCAGCCUGAAGCUGCGGGGAUCGGUGUUCUCUGCACUGAGCAGUGCGUACUGGUCCCUGGGGAACACAGAGAAAAGCACUGGAUACAUGCAGCAGGACUUGGACGUAGCCAAGACUUUAGGUGAGAGGACGGGAGAAUACCGAGCUCAUGGAAAUCUGGGUUCCGCAUUCUUCUCCAAAGGAAAUUACCGGGAGGCCCUUACUAACCACAGACAUCAGCUGGUGCUCGCCAUGAAACUCAAGGACAGAGAGGCAGCGUCCUCAGCACUGAGCAGCCUGGGCCACGUGUACACAGCCAUUGGGGACUACCCGAAUGCCCUGGCUAGCCACAAGCAGUGUGUCCUCCUUGCCAAGCAGUCCAAAGAUGAGCUCUCUGAGGCGCGGGAGCUGGGCAACAUGGGAGCAGUGUACAUCGCGAUGGGGGAUUUUGAAAAUGCGGUGCAGUGCCAUGAACAACAUCUGAAGAUCGCCAAGGAACUGGGGAACAAGCGGGAGGAAGCUCGAGCCUACAGCAACCUGGGCAGUGCUUACCACUACCGGAGAAACUUCGACAAAGCCAUGUCCUACCACAACUAUGUUCUGGAGCUGGCCCAGGAGCUGGCUGAGAAGGCCAUUGAGAUGCGAGCUUAUGCUGGCUUGGGCCACGCAGCUAGAUGUAUGCAGGACCUGGAGAGAGCUAAGCAGUACCAUGAGGAACAGUUGCACAUUGCUGAGAGCCUGCAGGACCGAGCUGCUGAAGGCAGAGCAUCCUCCAAUCUAGGAAUCAUUCACCAGAUGAAAGGUGACUACGACACUGCGCUGCGGCUGCACAAGACACAUCUGUCCAUAGCUCAGGAGCUCAGCGACUACGCGGCCCAGGGCCGGGCCUACGGCAACAUGGGCAACGCUUACAACGCCCUCGGCAUGUACGACCAGGCUGUCAAGUACCAUCGGCAGGAGCUGCAGAUUUCCAUGGAAGUCAAUGACCGUGCCUCUCAGGCAUCGACCCACGGGAACUUAGCGGUUGCCUAUCAAGCGCUGGGUGCCCACGACCGUGCUCUGCAGCACUACCAGAAUCAUCUCAACAUUGCCCGGGAGCUGCGGGACAUCCAGAGCGAAGCACGGGCCCUCAGCAAUCUGGGCAACUUCCACUGCUCCCGAGGAGAGUACGUGCAGGCAGCCCCUUACUACGAGCAGUACCUGCGCCUGUCCCCAGAGCUGCAGGACAUGGAAGGGGAGGGGAAGGUCUGCCAUAACCUUGGCUACGCCCACUACUGCCUUGGCAACUACGAGGAAGCUGUUAAGUACUACGAGCAGGAUCUUGCCUUAGCAAAGGAUCUUCAUGACAAGCUGAGCCAAGCCAAAGCCUAUUGCAACCUGGGCCUGGCCUUCAAAGCCUUGAUGGACUUCAGCAAAGCAGAGGAGUGUCAAAAGUACCUGUUGUCCCUGGCACAGUCUCUGAACAAUUCCCAGGCCAAAUUCCGAGCUCUGGGGAACUUGGGGGAUAUUUUUGUCUGUAAAAAAGACGUAAAUGGUGCAAUAAAACUUUAUGAGCAGCAGUUGAACUUAGCCCAUCACGUUAAAGACAGGAGACUGGAGGCCAGUGCCUAUGCAGCCUUGGGCUCUGCAUACAGGAUGAUACAGAAGUGUGACAAGGCUUUGGGUUACCACACGCAGGAGCUGGAGGUGUACCAGGAGCUGGGAGACAUGCCGGGUGAAUGCAGAGCACACGGUCACCUCGCUGCGGUGUAUAUGUCACUUGGGAAGUACACCAUGGCCUUCAAGUGUUACGAAGAACAGCUGGAGCUUGGGCAGAAGUUGAAGGACCCCAGCAUAGAAGCACAGGUCUACGGUAACAUGGGCAUCACCAAGAUGAACAUGAAUGUCAUGGAGGAAGCUAUUGGCUACUUCGAACAGCAGCUGGCCAUGCUGCAGCAGCUCAGCGGAAAUGAGGCUGUUUUAGAUCGGGGCCGAGCAUACGGGAACCUGGGAGACUGUUACGAGGCUCUGGGAGAUUUUGAGGAAGCUAUAAAGUAUUAUGAGCAGUACCUGUCUGUGGCUCAAAGCUUGAACCGUAUGCAGGAUCAGGCAAAGGCCUACCGGGGCUUGGGCAACGGGCACAGGGCUAUGGGGAGUUUGCAGCAGGCUCUGGUGUGCUUUGAGAAGAGGCUUGUGGUGGCACAUGAGCUGGGGGAGGCAUUUAACAAAGCCCAGGCCUAUGGGGAGCUGGGGAGCCUGCACAGCCAGCUGGGGAACUACGAACAAGCCAUUUCUUGCCUGGAGCGCCAGCUGAACAUUGCUCGAGAGAUGAAGGACCGCGCUCUGGAGAGCGACGCUGCCUGCGGCCUCGGUGGGGUCUACCAGCAGAUGGGAGAGUACGACACAGCCCUGCAGUAUCACCAGCUGGACCUGCAGAUUGCGGAGGAGACCAACAACCCCACUUGCCAAGGCCGGGCCUACGGGAACCUGGGCCUGACCUACGAGUCCCUGGGCACCUACGAGAGGGCGGUGGUUUAUCAGGAGCAGCACCUCAGCAUUGCAGCACAGAUGAACGACCUUGUAGCCAAAACUGUGUCUUACAGCAGCCUGGGGAGGACUCAUCACGCCUUGCAGAACUACUCUCAGGCUGUGAUGUACCUGCAGGAAGGCCUGAGGCUGGCAGAGCAGCUGGGACGCAGAGAAGAUGAAGCCAAAAUCCGCCACGGCCUCGGCCUCUCCCUCUGGGCGAGUGGGAACCUCGAGGAGUCUCAGCACCAGCUGUACCGGGCCUCGGCGCUGUUUGAAACCAUCCGCCACGAGGUGCAGCUGAGCAUAGAUUACAAGCUGUCCCUCUUCGACCUGCAGACAUCCUCCUACCAGGCCCUGCAGCGAGUGCUGGUCAGUCUCGGUCACCAUGAUGAAGCUUUGGCAGUAGCAGAGAGAGGACGAACAAGGGCAUUUGCUGACCUGCUCGUGGAACGCCAGACUGGGCAGCAGGACUCUGACCCCUAUUCUCCAGUGACCAUUGACCAGGUCCUGGAGACAGUGAAUGGCCAGAGGGGACUUGUUCUGUACUACUCGCUGGCUGCUGGUUAUCUGUACAGCUGGCUGCUGGCUCCUGGGGCAGGAAUCCUGAAAUUUCAUGAGUACUAUCUGGGUGAUAGCCUGACAGAAAAUGCCGGGGAUUUCCAUGAAGCCAACAGUGUGACCCUGCAAACAAUAACAAACUCCGCGCUGGAGCAGUACAUCUCAAGUGUGCGGGAGGCUCUGGGUGUGGAUUCCUACUAUACCCGAGCCUGUGCCAGUAGCGAGACUGAGAGUGAAGCUGGGGAUAUCAUGGACCAGCAGUUUGAGGAGAUGAAUAACAAACUGAACUCAAUGACUGAUCCAACUGGCUUCCUGAGGAUGGACAGCAGGAACAACCUCUUGAACAGGAGCUGUCAGAGUAUGACCAGUCUGUUCAGCAGUGCCGUGUCUCCUGUGAAGGAUGGAACAUCAUCUCUUCCUAGGAGGCAGACUUCCUUCACCAAACCCCCACUCCGUGCACUCUACGACUUAUUGAUAGGACCUAUGGAAGGA
Molecule: messenger RNA, 3837 nt
Organism: Pterocles gutturalis (yellow-throated sandgrouse)
Lineage: Eukaryota; Metazoa; Chordata; Aves; Pterocliformes; Pteroclidae
Gene: TTC28
Product: tetratricopeptide repeat domain 28
Exons: 12
Molecular function (GO): protein binding
Source: RefSeq, a predicted model, not a curated record